UGACAGAUACCGAAAACUCCAUCUGUCUUCCCGGCGGCCUCUUCUAAUCUAAUUACGCAAAGUGAUUCGAGUCAUCGCGUACCAGCAGUUUUAUAAUGUAAUAUGCCUUUGUAAUUAUUUGACGAGCCGAGGUUACAACGCGCAUGUGUAACUUUUCUAGGUGAAACAGUCUAGCCAGCUAACUUUUAGGUGCUUCUUUCCAGAAACUAGGUUCGUCUCUUGUCGCGGGAUAAAAUUAUUGUCCGCUGAUGUGGAUGUUUUCUGGAUUCAAAACUCUGUGACAUCUAGAAAAUUCUACCUUGUUUACCUUACUCUCGUCAAUCGAAUAAUCUGGAAAUAUUCUGUUUGUUACUCCAUAACCAUGCCAAUAUCGAUAUUUGUACGAGCAAUGUGAUUUCGCAUUGAUAUUAUAAUUGAACCAGAAAUCUUUAUGCCUAGUAGACACUCUACAGUCAUAAUGGUGAAAAUAGCGUUGCAGAUCACAUGCAGACUCGACAAUAUUGAGGAACUUAGGCCAUCGGGAUCUGAGUUCAGAUGGUAUCUAAAGUUCACUUGUUGCAACUGCGGAGAGACAUCGGACAAGUGGAACUACGUCUCUGCUGAUGAACCGGUGCGUCCAGCAGUUCGUGGCAGUGGCCUCUGUCACUUUGUGAUCAAAUGCAAACUCUGCUCCCGAGAGAACUCUAUGAUGAUAAUAGAGGACUCCAUUCAGUCUUUUACCCAGGAUAAUCAAGGACAAUUUAAGACAAUUGUCGUAUUCGAUUGUCGAGGACUAGAACCCUCUGACUUCUCCGCGAGAGAAGGAUGGGUGGCCAAGGCUGUCGACGGAGGUAAAGAGUUUGACGAUGUAGAUUUGAGCGAAGGUGAAUGGGAGGAUUACUGCGACAAGAUUAUGCAACCUGUUGGAAUAUACGAGAUUAAGCAUAAGUUUGAGAGAAUUAAAUAGAUACAUGCUUUAGAUAUACAGCAUUUAAAUAUAAACAUUUCAAUUGCCUAAA
Messenger RNA from Cataglyphis hispanica, 998 nucleotides. RefSeq names its product CXXC motif containing zinc binding protein. The record is from RefSeq and is a predicted model, not a curated record. The coding region runs from base 431 to 946 and encodes 171 amino acids. Gene Ontology annotation, molecular function: zinc ion binding. The transcript has 3 exons. NCBI's taxonomy places the organism in Eukaryota, Metazoa, Arthropoda, Insecta, Hymenoptera, Formicidae.